CGGUUGCUUCUCCGAAGUACCUACUUGGAAGAGAUUUGAUUUGGUACAUAAAGUGAGAACGCACACAACGCUGGUAAAAAUAAUGCCACUUUUUCGAAGAAGUGACGAUAGGUGAAUGAAAAUCAGUCAACGAAACUUAAUUAAAUUAGGCUACAAUAACAGCCCGGUCCGGCGAGUGUGGUGAUCGUUUUCGGGGGUUAGUGAGUGGAAGGUGUUAGUUGUUUUUUCGCGAGUUGUUCACCGGAAGUGUAAAAGAUGCAGAUGAAGUGGUUGAUGGUUUUGAUGGUGCAGAUGUUGGGUGGCAGCCUGCUGGCGCUGCAGGACUCGUCUCAGGAGAAUCGAGGCUCUUCAACGGCGCAGUAUUGCACCGAUUUGAAUCCCCAGACCGGAUUGGAUAUCGAGCAAAUCAUGGGCCUAUGGUACGGCAGUGAAGUGAUCACUCAUAUCGGCAGCGAAGAAGGCGAAACGAUCUACGACACGUGUGUGGUGAUUCACCUAGCUGAUAUCACCAAUUCGACUGCGACCAGCGAGAACCAGCAUCAGGACAUUGGACCGGAAGUUCGAUUUGGCACAUCGUACGGAUAUCCGGGGGAUCGAAGCCACAGUCGCCACGAUGCGGAUGGAAACCGACGCUACCAGGCUCAGCAGCAACAUCAGCAACAGCAGCAGCACAACUAUCGGCAACAGCAGGCAAACGUUCGCUAUCUUCGCUUGAUCUGGGACGAGAAGGAAAGCAUGCUGGAUUACACCUUGCGGUUCAAUACUUCGCGACCGGGAUUUUGGAUCGCUUCGGCGCCCCAGUCCGGGUCUAUGGUUCAGUUGCCGUACAUACAGUUCACCGGAACGAUUCAGGUGCUGAAGGCGAUCAACAAUCAGUUGGUGUUGACUUUUUGCCAGAGCAUGCCAGGAGGGCAGCUGUUCUCGGUAGUGCUCUCGAGGCAGCCAAUGGGACUGUCACCGGAGGAAAACCAAAGCAUCCGGAAUCUACUGAGAAGGCGCAACCUGUCAACGAUUGCGGUGAGAAAAGUUUGCUACAGUGGAGCUGCCAGCCGGGCACCAAUUGGAACCGUGACGAUUGUUUUCCUGGUGCUGUUCCUUCACUGUUUCACAAAGCAAAAUUAAGAAUCAUAAGUUCCCUUUUGACAUGCUUAUUUUCUAAUCCAUCCAUUUCUAAGAAAUAAAAGCCUAUUUAUUUUACGGUCUGCACUGCUGGGAUUGAGUGUAAUUUAAUCAUACUUUCAUGGAUGAAAAAUGAGUCUCAUAAAAGAUCUAAACCUAGUUUGAUAAAAAGAAAAAAAUCAACUGUGAAAGCUGUGCGAAAGAUUAGCAUUACAUACAUACAUCACUACAGAGUUUGAUAGUACCUAUAAGAUACUUUUCUUCUUCGAUCGAGUUCAUCUGUGUCAUAACCCGGAGUCAUUAGCUAGCGUCGUAAGAACAAUUAUAUACAACAACAGUUAAAAUUAAGCAGAUGUGUAUGAUAUAUGAAUUAAAACUCGUUCCGUGAACUACUCAA
Ochlerotatus camptorhynchus is the source of this 1516-nucleotide messenger RNA. RefSeq lists its product as uncharacterized. The record is from RefSeq and is a predicted model, not a curated record. NCBI's taxonomy places the organism in Eukaryota, Metazoa, Arthropoda, Insecta, Diptera, Culicidae. The transcript has 4 exons. The coding region runs from base 256 to 1122 and encodes 288 amino acids.